This is a messenger RNA of Impatiens glandulifera, 423 nucleotides long. RefSeq lists its product as uncharacterized. The record is from RefSeq and is a predicted model, not a curated record. The coding region runs from base 113 to 403 and encodes 96 amino acids. The transcript has 3 exons. NCBI's taxonomy places the organism in Eukaryota, Viridiplantae, Streptophyta, Magnoliopsida, Ericales, Balsaminaceae.
UCAUGAUCUUUGAUCACCACCUUUAUGUAAAUAAAUUUCAUAUAUAUUAUAUAUAUAUAUAUAUGCUACCAUCUGCUUAAAGAUCCAUCUUAUAACCACCCAUAUAUGAUUUAUGGCUGAUUCUUCCGCUUCCUAUAUUCAUAUGGUGCAGCAUCUGAUAGAGAAGUGUUUGAUCUUUGAUAUGACUAAAGAUGAGUGUAUUGAAGCUUUGUCUAAGCAUGCAAAGAUAGAUCCGGUCAUCACUUCAACUGUAUGGAAGGAGCUUGAAAAAGAGAACAAGGAGUUCUUUGAGGCCUAUUCCCGAUCUCAAGGAAAAGAAGACCGAAUGUCAGAGGCCGAGACAAGCGAGAUGAUCAUGAAGAUGAUAACCGACAAUUCUUCCAAGGAUGAUCCCGAUAACUAAUUAAUUAACCUAGCUUGCUA